CCGCCAACGCCGCCGCCGCCGCCGCCGCGCUCGGGCGAGCUCGGUGCACUCCCUCCGCGGCCGCCGAGCCGAGCGGACGCCCUCCGGGCCGAGCGGCACCCUCUUGCUCCCCUAUCAUGCCCGGGGCCCGGGCCCUGGUCGCCCAAGCAGCCAGAACACCAUGCCCGAGGGCGGCGGUGGCGAUGGCGGGGAGGUGCCUGCUCUCAUCACGGACGGCGAGCCGCUGCGAGAGGAGCAGCGGCCCCUGAAACAGUCCCUGGGAAGCUCCCUGUGCCGCGAGUCCCACUGGAAGUGCCUGCUCCUCACGCUGCUCAUCCACUCCUGCGGCGCCGUGGUGGCCUGGUGUCGCCUGGCUACCGUGCCGAGGCUGGUCCUGGGGCCCGAGGCAGCCCUGGCCCGCGGGGCCGGGGCCCCGCCGCCCACCUACCCCGCCAGCCCCUGCUCGGAUGGCUACCUGUACAUCCCCCUGGCCUUCGUCUCCCUCCUCUACCUCCUCUACCUGGCCGAGUGCUGGCACUGCCACAUGCGGUCCUGCCAGGCGCCGCGCACCGACGCGCACACGGUGCUGGCGCUGAUCCGCCGGCUGCAGCAGGCGCCGCCCUGCGUCUGGUGGAAGGCCACCAGCUACCACUACGUGCGGCGCACCCGCCAGAUCACCCGCUACCGCAACGGCGACGCCUACACCACCACGCAGGUCUACCACGAGCGCGCCGACAGCCGCACGGCGCGCGCCGAGUUCGACUACUCGGCGCACGGCGUCCGCGACGUGUCCAAGGAGCUGGUGGGCCUGGCUGAGCACGCGGCCACGCGCCUGCGCUUCACCAAGUGCUUCAGCUUCGGCAGCGCCGAGGCCGAGGCCUCGUACCUCACGCAGCGGGCCCGCUUCUUCGGCGCCAACGAGGGCCUGGACGACUACCUGGAGGCGCGCGAGGGCAUGCACCUGAAGGACGUGGACUUCCGCGACUCCCUCAUGGUCUUCGCCGACCCGCGCCGCCCGCCCUGGUACGCGCGCGCCUGGGUCUUCUGGCUGGUGUCGGCCGCCACGCUGUCCUGGCCGCUGCGCGUGGUGGCGGCGUGCGGGACGGCGCACGUGCACUACCAGGUGGAGAAGCUGUUCGGCGCCGGCUCGCCCCCGCCCGGCGCCCCGCCCAGCGCGCCGCCCCUCUCCCGCGUGGCCACCGUGGACUUCACCGAGCUCGAGUGGCACAUCUGCUCCAACCGGCAGCUGGUGCCCAGCUACUCGGAGGCGGUGGUCAUGGGCGCCGGCUCGGGCGCCUACCUCCGCGGCUGCCAGCGCUGCCGCCGCUCCGUCAGCAGCAACUCGCUGCCCCCGGCCCGGCCCAGCGGGCCCCGCCUGCCCUUCAGCCGCAGCCGCCUCUCGCUGGGAGCGGGCGGCCGGGCCACGCCCGGGGUCUUCCGGAGCCUGAGUGGGGGGCCGCUGGGGCGCCGCGGGGAGGACACGGAGCCCCUGGAGAGCCCGCCGUGCUAUGAGGACGCCCUUUACUUCCCGGUGCUCAUUGUCCACGGGGACAGCGGCUGCCAGGGGGACGGGCAGGGUGCCUUCUGAGACCCCGUGGCCCCUCCCCCACCCCACCAAGGGCCCCCCUGCCUGAGGGACGGUCCCACACAGACUAAAAGGCAGUGAGCCCGGGUCCUGUCGGGGCUCCACCGAAGCCGAGUCCAUGAACUGUCCCAGCAUGGCUCCUGCCCACCACCACCAGGCCCCACCCCCUGCAAGGGCAGAUGAUCUGUCUUGGGAGUCUUUCUGUCUGGGCAGGGGAGGAAGUUUCCAGAAGGCUGAAAUGGAGGCGUCCUGGGGACAGCUGUUGCCUCCUGUGGGUCUUCCCUGCGUGGCUGAGGCCACCCCGGGAGCCCUGGAGCAACCCAGAGCACAAAUGGGUGGUUUGGGGCCAUGGCCAGCUGGGCUGACAUCCAUGAAGCUGAAGAGCUGGUUACCGUAGCACCACGGCCUUGGCCCUACCGCCCACCCAAGGUCCCCAUCCUCCCCCCUGACAGCUGCCCUCCUGCCCUCUGGCCUCUUGGGGCCCGUCCCUGAUCAGUCCCUGCAGCACGGCCCCUCUCCUGGGAGCCUGGUUCUUAGAGCACAGCCUUGCCCCAUCCUACACCCCCGUUUCCCUGGUGUACUCACCCCACAUCCAGCAACCCUAUAACCCAAGGCCACGUUCCCUGGUCCCUGCUCUCCACACCCCCCGCCCCCCAAAGUCCAGGUCUGCCUCUGUCAGCCACGCACACACGCUCUGGGCUUCUCUGCUCGUCCUUUUCCUGGUGAUCCACAGGGCCCAGGGCCACAGGGCAUCCGAGGGGCCUCCGCCUGACCAGCCUCCUGGACGAUGCCCUUGCUCUGCCAUGGAGGCCUCUGCUUCCCUGAUCAGUAGGGCCUGGCCCAGGGGACACCGUCCCUCUCCCAGGGAGGAAAGAGUAGUCCCUUCCCUUCCAACUGGGGCUUCCACCCCCUCUCAGGGGCCGGUGGGGGAGGGAGGAGACAGUAGAGAUGCAGAUAAAAUAAAAGGUAUAAA
Molecule: messenger RNA, 2537 nt
Organism: Eptesicus fuscus (big brown bat)
Lineage: Eukaryota; Metazoa; Chordata; Mammalia; Chiroptera; Vespertilionidae
Gene: TMEM151A
Product: transmembrane protein 151A
Exons: 2
Coding region: 161-1567 (468 amino acids)
Source: RefSeq, a predicted model, not a curated record